This is a messenger RNA of Purpureocillium takamizusanense, 3051 nucleotides long. RefSeq lists its product as uncharacterized. The record is from RefSeq and is a predicted model, not a curated record. NCBI's taxonomy places the organism in Eukaryota, Fungi, Ascomycota, Sordariomycetes, Hypocreales, Ophiocordycipitaceae. Gene Ontology annotation, cellular component: THO complex part of transcription export complex. Gene Ontology annotation, biological process: mRNA export from nucleus; regulation of DNA-templated transcription elongation. The transcript has 4 exons. Bases 243 to 2873 code for a protein of 876 amino acids.
CAUUCACGAACACCACCAGCCCAGCUUCAAAAGCAGGAAGGAGCACAACACCGCCCGCCAGGAGACCAACCCGAUUGCCAUCGCUACACGAAACACGUCGUAUACAACUCUCGACACCGGGUGCCUGCCGUAUCUUGCGCCCGCCGCUCCAUCGUCAACGCGCGGGGCCAAGGGGAAGCCUCCAGGCGGCGGCGCCUGCUUGAAGGGUCAUCGGCAGUUGUUCGCCUUGAUAGCUUUCCAGAAUGCCUGCGCUCGACGUCGGAAACCCAGGCGUUCCAGCCGUCCUGAGCGUCGGCAAGCUCUUUGACGACCUUCUCGGCGAAGCUGCCACUGCGAAGCAGACCGUCACGAUCGAACCCGCCGUCAGCCCCUCCGACUUGAAAGAUUUAUCGUCGCGCAUUGUUGCGGCUUCAACAAGCGAUGCUGCAGCAAACAAUGAUCCUAAUGAUGCCACACCGGGGGCUGAUAAGUCUCGACAGUUCGCGGUCGUUGAGACGGCCGCAAGAGACCUCUUUGAUCAGCUCAUCGCUUCCACCUCAAUCAACUCGCCAGAUUUUGUCAAGAUGUGGAAUUUACUAGAUGUUCUGUCUAUACUAUCAGAUAACGGCCAGUGCGACCCGGCUUUGAUGUUCUGGCUGGUCGAAGAGCUGCUCGACAGCCAAACAAUCGCAGGCUGCCGGAAGGUUUUCGAUUACCUCGAGUCAAGACGCGACCGCAUCACAGUAAGCCACUUCAAGCAAAAGCAGCUCGUAAUUUUGCGAAGCUGCAACGAACUUUUGCGCCGGCUUUCCCGCGCCGAGGACACGGCAUUCUGCGGCAGGGUCUUCAUUUUUCUCUUCCAGAGCUUUCCUCUUGGCGACAGGAGCUCUGUCAAUCUUCGAGGCGAAUACCACGUUGAAAAUGUCACGAGGUAUGAAACAGACGGUUUGGAGGGAGAAACGAAAAUGGAAAUCGACGACCAAGCGAAGACACCAAAGGAGUCGCCGGACCCGAAGACCAGUGCGAAAGGGGUCUCAUUUGGUCCCAAGGAUACCCUAGAACCCGAUGCUCUAUACCCUCUAUUCUGGUCGUUACAAGAGAGCUUCAGCCAGCCGCUCAAGCUAUUCGACGUUACCCACUUCAACAAAUUCAAAACCAGCUUGGAUGCCACCAUGAAGGCGUUCCAUGGGUUGACGAGCGCCGAGGGGCCCGUGUCCUCGAGGACGACCGAGAACAUGAGGAGGAAUCUAAAACGCAAGAGAGAGGAGGAGCAACAAGAGAAACCCGGUGAUACCCCUGAGACGUUUAACCCCAAGUAUUUGACGAGCAAAGAUCUUUUCGAAUUAGAGAUAGGCGAUUUGUCUUUUCGGAGGCAUGUCUUGGUCCAGGCGCUCAUCAUUACCGACUUCAUCUUGUCCAUGUCUGCGGGCGCAAAGGAAAAGCUGGCGAGCAUGGUCGCUUCCAACAAAUCAGUCAUGUAUAACGACCAACUCAACGAAGAAAACACGAAAUGGGCCACAGAGAUGAAGAUGACAAUCUCGGAUUACUUAAAACGAGGACAAGAUGGCCCAUAUUUCUUCAGGAUGGUCGAAACUGUGCUGGCCAGGGACAAGAACUGGAUCUUUUGGAAAAUGGCUAGUUGCCCACCUAUUCAGCGAGAGCCUGUCUCCGACGAGUCCUUCAACGCGUCUAAGAGCGCGGCCCAGCGUAUGGCCACAAGCAAGCGACUUCGGCAGACACCGAUGGGCUCCCUAUCCAUGGAAUUCCUGCGAGAUGAUGACCGGAAGCUGGCCAUGGAUAACCUCCAGUCAGCAGAAAGAUAUCAACUACCCGACCUGGACGACUUCAAAAGAAAAAUCUCAGAUGACGAUUUUGAGAUUAGCAUGCCGACGAAUGACCAGACAAAGGCUGUAGCGAUAGCAGGCAAGGCCAGCAAGAGCUGGAGGGCGCUUCGCAUAGCCGGACGCACGAAACUAGCAGCGUUUGAUAAGAUCGACGACCCCAAGAACAUCGAAUUUGUUUUCCAAGAGCUUGACGAAGAUGGCGACCAAGACCAGGUGGAAGAGGAUUCGGCACGAGAAGAAGAUAUGCCCGAGGACCGAGGUUCAAUCAUCGUCUGCGCCCUGACCGGAGCCGGCACCUCGGCGCUCGUGGCGAAGCUGAUGGAACGCCAUGCCGGUGUUUUCACGCCCGUUGUGCGACACACGACUCGGGAGCCACAGGACGGCGAAGUGAAGGGCAAAAAUUUCCAUUUCGUCACCGUCCCAGAGUUCAAUCAGCUACGGGAUAGCGAUCGCCUUCUCGAAUACGGCACAAGAGACGGCACCGAGUAUGGCACGAGCAUCAAGGCAAUCGAAGCUGUUAUGGAGUCUGGCAAGGUUCCAAUCAUUGACUUGGACCUUGAGGUAGUUUUCCUCGUGACUUUAUCACUGCACAACAUCACAGCUAACAGUGAUUUCCAGGCCGCCCAGUUCGCGAAGGACAUGGACUUUGAGGCACGCUACAUUCUUGACAAGCCCACGUCCGCCGAUGCCUUGCGCCAGCGCCUCGUAAUUUCCGGCCUCGACGACGCAGCGAUCACUAGCUUUCUUGCCAAGCAGACCACCCCACCAGAGGAAGACAAGAUUGCAGAGCUUUUCGACAAGGUCAUUCAGGACAAUGAAAUUGAGUUGGCGGUGCAAGCGCUCAGUGCCUACAUCUUCAAACAGACAGAUGUUGCUGAAACCAAUGGCGAUGCUGCCCAUGCUAAAGCUCAUGCGGACAGCGGCGAGGAGGGGCAAGGCGAUGGAGCGGAACAACCAGACGGGGACACAAACAUGACUGACAUCCAGCCGGCCAAGCGGGAUGGUGAGCGUGUUAAGUCUGAGGGUCCGUCCAUCGCCGUCAAGACCUGAGCCAGGAUCAAUCCGAGUACCGGCAGAGAAAGGCAGCUAGGAUCGCUCCAUGUGUACCAUGCGCGACUAAGGGAUCGGGCUUGGAGUUCAGGAAGGAGGCUAAUUGAGCUCACAGAGGAUCAGCAACAUUUAGCAUAUUACAAGCUGGUUUCGUUUUCAGAAUUGAAAGCCCAUGGCG